Camelus dromedarius (Arabian camel) is the source of this 2624-nucleotide messenger RNA. It is a transcript of the gene SLC15A4, whose product is annotated as solute carrier family 15 member 4. Gene Ontology annotation, cellular component: membrane. The transcript has 9 exons. Gene Ontology annotation, molecular function: dipeptide transmembrane transporter activity; L-histidine transmembrane transporter activity. Gene Ontology annotation, biological process: histidine transport; dipeptide import across plasma membrane. The record is from RefSeq and is a predicted model, not a curated record. Bases 16 to 1767 code for a protein of 583 amino acids. Lineage: Eukaryota; Metazoa; Chordata; Mammalia; Artiodactyla; Camelidae.
GCGCGCGGCGGGCGCAUGGCGAGCGCGGGCGGCGAGCGGGCGCCGCUGCUGGGCGCGCGGCGGGCGGCGUUCGCGGGCCGGCGCGCGGCGUGCGCGGCCGUGCUGCUGACGGAGCUGCUGGAGCGCGCCGCCUUCUACGGCGUCACGGCCAACCUGGUGCUGUUCCUCAACGGCACGCGCUUCGGCUGGGAGGGGGCGCAGGCCAGCCAGGCGCUGCUGCUCUUCAUGGGCCUCACCUACCUGGUGUCUCCGUUCGGCGGCUGGCUGGCCGACGCGCGGCUCGGCCGGGCGCGCGCCAUCCUGCUCAGCCUGGCCCUCUACCUUUUGGGCAUGCUGGCCUUCCCGCUGCUGGCCGCGCCCGCCACGCGCACCGCGCUCUGCGGGGCCCCGCGCCCCACGCGCGUCGGCAACUGCUCGGCGCCGCCCUGCCCGGACGCGCCCGAGCGCUACUGCGCGCCCGCCGCGCUGUCCGCGCUCGCGCUCGUGGGCCUGGGCGUGGGCGCGGUCAAGGCCAACAUCACGCCCUUCGGCGCGGACCAGGUUAAAGAUCGAGGUCCAGAGGCCACGAGGAGGUUUUUCAACUGGUUUUACUGGAGCAUCAACCUGGGAGCCAUCGUCUCGCUGGGCGGCAUCGCCUACAUCCAGCAGAACGUGAGCUUCGUCACCGGCUACAUCAUCCCCACCGUCUGCAUCGGCGUGGCGUUCGUGGUCUUCCUCUGCGGCCAGACCUCCUUCGUCAGCAAGCCUCCCGACGGCAGCGCCUUCACCGACAUGGCCAAGAUCCUGGCGUACUCGUGCUGCCCACAGCGGCGGCCCAGCGGGUUUGUUUUUGGAAGUCUUUGGCCCAAUUACAGAAGGACUAACCCACGGAAGAGCUGGUGGUCUCGAGAAUUCUCCAGCCGUGCUCUCCUCACGCACACGCUGGGGCUCUGUGACCUCGGGCAGAUGUCUCGAGGAGGGCCCUUCCCGGAAGAUAAAGUGGAAGACAUGAAAGCUCUUGUCAAGACUGUCCCCGUUUUCUUGGCUCUGAUACCUUACUGGACAGUGUAUUUCCAAAUGCAGACAACGUACGUUUUACAGAGUCUUCAUUUGAAGAUUCCAGAAAUUCCCAGUAUUGCAACCGCUCAUCAUACGUUUCCGGCGGCCUGGCUGACCAUGUUCGAUGCCGUGCUCAUCCUGCUGUUGAUCCCCCUCAAAGACAAAGUGGUGGACCCCGUCCUGAGGCGGCACGGCCUGCUGCCCUCGUCCCUGAAGAGGAUUGCAGUCGGGAUGUUCUUUGUGAUGUGCUCGGCCUUUGCCGCAGGAAUUUUGGAAAGCAAAAGGCUGGACCUCGUUAAGGAGAAGACCAUCAACCAGACCAUCGGGAACGUGGUUUACUACGCGGCCGACCUGCCCAUCUGGUGGCAGCUCCCCCAGUACGUGCUGAUCGGCGUCAGCGAGAUAUUCGCCAGCAUCGCGGGCCUGGAGUUCGCGUACGCGGCCGCCCCCAGGGCCAUGCAGAGCGCCGUCAUGGGCUUGUUCUUCUUCUUCUCCGGCGUCGGCUCGUUCGUGGGCUCCGGGCUGCUGGCGCUCGUGUCCCUCAAGGCCAUCGGCUGGAUGAGCAGCCACACGGACUUCGGCAACAUCAAUGGCUGCCACCUGAACUAUUACUUCUUCCUGUUGGCCGCCGUUCAGGGAGCCACCCUCCUGCUCUUCCUCAUCGUCUCCGUGAAGUACGACCAGCAGCGGGCCAGAGCCGGCGGCACGCCAGCCCCCAGGAGGGCCUGACGCCCCGCGCCCCCCGGGUCCGCCGGACGUCGGGCCCGUCGGCAGGGGCGCCGGGGAGCGGCGAGGUGACGUCCCCGCCGUGGCAGGCUCCCCGCUAAGACUUGCAUGGUACUGGAUUGGUGUCUUUCCUUCCAGCCGGUGACCUAGGUAAGUGCCUUCCCGUGGAGUGUCUCCUGUCACCCCGCACCUUCCUGGAGCAGAAACGCGGACGUGGCCUCAGCUCUGAAGAGCCCCGCUCGCCCCGCGGUGGCUCCCUCCCCGCCGAUCACCCACCGACUUGGGACACGACACCCUGAAUUGUAAACAAGUUUCAUCUCCUUCCCAUGAAGCGUGGUCUUGCUUUCUUCUUCUUUUUGAUGAAUAAACGUCUAUUUAUAUCACGGAACGGGAGGACUUGCUAAGGAAUUCAAGAGCGUGGGCAGGUGCUGCAGAGGUUCCGUGGAAGAGCCGCCUUGAUGGCCACAAGCCUUGGCGCGGGCCGGCAGAGAGCGCAGCUCACCCGCUGCUUCAGACAACACUUGUUUAAACCGCUGACGUUGCUUUUUUGUCAUUUCCUUAACGUGCUCCCUGGUUAAGGAACGUUAAGGAGCACGGCUCCCACCACAGUCCGCAGAGCAACUUACCGCGUUUUAACCUCGUGGGUCAGCCCUCGUGUACGCUUUCACUAGUUUGCCGCUGAGACCAGAGACCGUGGGGGGUGGAAGGGAAACCUUCUGAGCAGCAUGGGUGGCAUUAAAGAUGACCGGAGGUGUGAAACGUGACGUCAGCUGUCGACGGUCACCGACUUGGGUGGCGUUGGUUUACGUGUAUGCAGGGUUCUGAUUUUGUUAAUAAACUAUUCUUUGUUCGUUGCUGUA